GUUGCUAUCUCUGAACUCUGAAUCAGCUCCACACUGCAAGCUCUGUUCCUCCUGCAAACCCAUCAAAUCUCAGCAAUCUUUUCUCUUUUAUCUUGUCACCAGUCUUCUUCUACCAAGCCAAUCAAAUCACUAGUGGAGAUUCAUGGGAAAGCUGGAAGCUUUUCAUGUGUCUGUGAAGAAAUUCAUGGUUUUUGCUUUGUGGUGAUCUUGGAACCUCCCAAAGAUCACACCUUUUGCUGGUUUUUAGAGCAUUUGGGAUUGGAGACUAUCAAAGAUUCUAGCUUUUUGAUGAUUUCUAAUAGCCCUCAGAGAAGCAGUGGGAGCAGCCCAGAAACCCUUGGUGAUGUGCACUGUAGUGCUAAGAAGACAAACAAGAAGAAGAGGUUGAGGAAGAGGAAGAGGAACAAGAAGAAGGUGACUCCUGAGCUUAUUCUUGCUUCCAACUAUGUCUACCAUUGGGCUUUUGGUUGCCUUGCUGAUGAUCCUGAUAAGGUUGCAGACCGUGUCUUGUUUGAGCUCCAUUGUCAUUCUUCUUGCAGUGAUGGCUUCUUGCCGCCCUCUGCGGUUGUUGAACGAGCUCAUGGCAACGGGGUGAAGGUACUCGCAUUGACGGAUCAUGAUACAAUGGCUGGUGUUUCAGAGGCCAUGGAAGCCGCUCGCAAAUUCAAUAUCAAGGUCAUACCCGGUGUCGAAAUUAGCACUGUCUACUCUGCAAGGGAAGAGACUGAAAUUGAGGAGCCUGUGCAUAUACUUGCAUACUAUGGUAGUUGUGGGCCUGCAAGAUAUGAAGAACUAGACCGGGUAUUGGUUGCCAUUAGAGAAGGUCGUUACCUUCGAGCACGAGAGAUGUUGAUUAAACUCAGUGAACUUAAGAUGCCUCUUGAGUGGGAGCAUGUUGUGAAGAUAGCAGGGAAUGGAGUGGCUCCGGGGCGGUUGCAUGUGGCUCAAGCUUUGGUAGAAGCAGGGUAUGUGGAGAAUUUAAAGCAAGCGUUUAGUCGAUAUCUGUAUGACGGUGGACCUGCAUAUGCCAAGGGCAAUGAACCAUUUGCUGAAGUAGUUGUGCAACUAAUUUGUCGCACCGGUGGUGUAGCUGCUUUAGCUCAUCCUUGGGCAUUGAAAAAUCCCCUCACCAUUAUUAAGAGCUUGAAAGCUGCUGGCCUUCAUGCGAUUGAGGUUUACAGAAGUGAUGGCAAACUUGCUGGCUUCAGUGACCUAGCUGAUACUUACGGGCUUGUGAAGCUCGGAGGAUCGGAUUAUCACGGAAGAAGGGGUGACGAUGAGCCUGAUCUAGGAUGUGUUGAUCUUCCCGUCUUUGAUGUUUAUGACUUCUUGAAGCUGGCUCGAUCCAUUUGGUAUGAUGCUAUGAAAGGCAUGCUAUUAAAUUUUGCUGAGAAACCAGUGCAUGUGAACAUAGAUGAACUUUUGAGGUUCGGGAAAUUAAAUGAUGACACUAUCAGUGAAUGCUCGCCUUCAUUGCUAGAUAAUGAAGAGAAUGCAGCUGCUGAAUUUGAAGCCAUUAGACUGAAACUUUCUCACAUUAUGCUUAACAUUAGUGGUCUUCAAAUGUCUGUGAUGAGUGGAUAGCACAUUUUUUGUUUCUGUCAGAGUGUUUGUUGGGUUAAACUAUAACUUUGAUCGAUUAUUUUUCAUACGAUCAGUUUAUUGUGAUAUUAUUUACUCGCUGCUCUUGCUCUUGAUUCAAAUUUAUUGCAAGAACAGAGUUCAUCA
Messenger RNA from Dioscorea cayenensis subsp. rotundata (Guinea yam), 1728 nucleotides. Its product is annotated as 5'-3' exoribonuclease-like. The transcript is spliced from 5 exons. Gene Ontology annotation, molecular function: 5'-3' DNA exonuclease activity; 5'-3' RNA exonuclease activity. The record is from RefSeq and is a predicted model, not a curated record. The coding region runs from base 289 to 1584 and encodes 431 amino acids. NCBI's taxonomy places the organism in Eukaryota, Viridiplantae, Streptophyta, Magnoliopsida, Dioscoreales, Dioscoreaceae.